AUCAGUUGUUGUUUUGGAUUUGGCUGUUCAUCAUCAAGAGAUCAAUCUGUGUAAUCGCCUGGCUCAAACGUGUUUUGCUCGUUAAGCUUUUAUUCUAAGAGGUGAAAACGUAUUCUCCCAGACAGGACAACGACGUCAUUAACGUCAUCGUCUGAUUCCUGAUAAAGCACGGGAAUUAGUGUGUUGUAGAUACACUGACUGGUGUGGUUCCACAUCAGACUAGGAUGUCGAACGACCUGGUGGGUGUGUGGGAGGUUGCUCUCAGUGAUGGGGUCCACAGGAUUGAGUUUGAACAUGGCACCACAACGGGAAAAAGGAUCAUCUCCAUUGAUGGAAAGGAAAUUCUGCGAAGGGACUGGAUGUUCAAACUGGUUGGAAAGGAGACGUUUUCUGUGGGAAACUCUGACACGAAGGCCACCAUAAACAUUGAUGCGGUGAGCGGCUUUGCCUACGAGUACACGCUGGAGAUCAAUGGCAAGAGCCUGAAGAAGUACAUGGAGAACCGCUCCAAGGUGACCAGCACCUGGCUCCUCAACCUGGAUGGCAUGGACUACAGGGUUGUCUUGGAGAAAGACACCAUGGACAUCUGGUGUAAUGGACAAAUGAUGGAAACAGCUGGCGAGUUUGUGGAGGACGGUACGGAGACACAUUUCAAUCUGGUAGACCACGACUGCUGCAUCAAGGCGGUGAGCAGCGGCAAGAGAAGAGACGGCAUCAUCCACACGCUGCUGGUGGACGGCACGGAGGUGGCCGAGUGCACAGAGUAGGAGUAGCCCCAAGGCUGCGUCUCAUUUCUCGGGUCUUUACCUUCCUCUUCCCCCUCCCCGAUCCCCACAAAUAGGCCAUAAAUGAGCGAGAUGCAUUUGGCUGCGGAUGACAAAGCUAAGCCUUACAACCUACAAGCAACAUUUGCCUCUUUUCCACUGUAGGUUUUCUGGUAGGCCUACAGCUCGACACAGCGCGUCUUGGUCGCCAUUGUUUGCUCUUCGAUUCAGCUGUGUCGUGCCCAAUAGAAAAGCAAAAAGUGGCAGGCGAGUUUCACUAUGAUGAGCUGUAGGCCCACCAGAAAACCUGCGGUGGAAAAGAGGCAAUUGACUACCAACACAUUUUUAACCAGGCACUCCACCAAAUAACCUGAGACUGGGAAUGUAGUUGUGGCGUAUAGUGCGCAGGCUUCAAUCACCAGCAUUAAACCACAAUUUACAAUGCUCUGAGGUCAACUAGAAAGUGGAUAAACAUUUCUUUUGAGGCAGCGUUGUAUAAAAGAGCCAUCUCUAUUGGUGUGAGAAGAGAGAUUAAGGCAAUAACGACAGCAACAACUUUAAAAGUCACGAUUAGGGAAGUGCACUUCACUGUCAAUGGUUUAUGUUUUGUUUUUAUUACGUUUCGACAAUCAGGCUAAAGGAUAUCUACAGUCAGUCCAAACUCCAGAGUGCCAGUGUUGCAACUUUAUCUCCUGUGGUUAUACUGUACCAUGUGGCAGUGUACUGUACAUAAGAAACAAUCUGUAAUUGUGUUGGUGGACAACAUGGUUUUUUUUUUCAAGAUUUUAAAUGUUUCAAUUCUUUCUCAACGGAUGCUGGCAUUGUGUCUUAUGAAGUACUGGGUGUUUUUUUGUAUUUUGUUUGACAAUAACGGUUUCUUUUCCUAAAUGUGACAUUCCAAUGAACCACAGCGUGCACGCACGCACACACACACACACACACACACUGAAUCAAAGUGCAGCUAUAAAACCAGUCUGUUGUACCCUCACAAAAUACUUGGGUUUAUGGCCACAAUAAGUUGAACCAUAAUAACUUCUUAAAGCCAAUACGAUUGAACCCUGUAGACCAGGCUUAGGGCUUCUCAGAGCAUCAUCAUGACUGUAUAUUUUAGUUACUGGACGAUUUUCCGUUUUUCACCAAGGAAAUCAUGGUCACUUGUUUCUUGGACCAACAGUUGGAAUAGGCUACAUGUCACUGUGCGCCCAGUCACAGGCACCAUGCUUGUGCCUACGGCAUUAAACACAACUUAUAAAGUAACCAGCCAACUUUUCUCAUUUUACUGUGACCUGUUCAAUAUUCAUAAUGUAUUUCUUAACAUUGUAUGUUGUGGCUGGCAAUUGACUACCAGGUGUAGUGCUGUUGGGUAAUGAGGCCAUGUUAAGUUUCUUUUAUAUUUGUAUCCUUAUAUGUUUUAUGAUUUAAUAUCAUGUGAUAUUUGUUACAAAGAUGUGCUAUAAUAUUGUAUGACCGUAAAUGUAUAAUAAAAUCGUUGACUGUU
Messenger RNA from Engraulis encrasicolus (European anchovy), 2262 nucleotides. It is a transcript of the gene faima, whose product is annotated as Fas apoptotic inhibitory molecule a. The record is from RefSeq and is a predicted model, not a curated record. The coding region runs from base 225 to 767 and encodes 180 amino acids. Gene Ontology annotation, biological process: positive regulation of neurogenesis; negative regulation of extrinsic apoptotic signaling pathway via death domain receptors; canonical NF-kappaB signal transduction. The transcript is spliced from 5 exons. Lineage: Eukaryota; Metazoa; Chordata; Actinopteri; Clupeiformes; Engraulidae.